Molecule: messenger RNA, 4873 nt
Organism: Morone saxatilis (striped sea-bass)
Lineage: Eukaryota; Metazoa; Chordata; Actinopteri; Moronidae
Gene: fzd1
Product: frizzled class receptor 1
Exons: 1
Coding region: 383-2044 (553 amino acids)
Biological process (GO): canonical Wnt signaling pathway; non-canonical Wnt signaling pathway
Cellular component (GO): plasma membrane
Molecular function (GO): Wnt-protein binding; Wnt receptor activity
Source: RefSeq, a predicted model, not a curated record
UUGAACCGUGGGUAGGCUGACGGCAGCGGGAAUGUGUGAGGGAGAGCAGAACAGGUUUGAACGGCAGACUGACACAGUGUCGGGCAGACAGAGGACCGGAGCAGUGACGUUCCUGGAGGAGUGCGCUUCAUUUUUGUGGAUUUCAAAGGUUUAAGCCCGUUUUUUUGUUACAAUUUGUUUUCCCCCACCACGUUUUCGCAUCACCUCGGCGCGGCCAGAGUGCGGAGGUGAAGGACGGUGAAAAUCCCGCUGGAAGACGCAGCUUUUACCUCGCAAAGAAACGCCAACAAAGAGCCUUCAAGGAAGUAGCAGCUGACUGGCGAGGUAACGUAAGUUAGUUCAGCAACACACAGAAAGUGCGGCAGCGGAUAAACCCUCCACCAUGGUCCACAGCAGACUCACUCGUGUGCUUUUGACUUUACUGUGGUUCAUUUUGUGCCUGAACGCGGGGAUUUUCCGAGUAAACGGGCAGUACGGCGGCGGUGACCGAGGAAUGUCUAUACCGGAGCACGGAUUUUGCCAGCCGAUAUCCAUCCCGCUGUGUACGGACAUCGCGUACAACGAGACCAUCAUGCCGAACCUGCUCGGUCACACCAACCAGGAGGACGCGGGGCUGGAGGUCCACCAGUUCUACCCGCUGGUCAAAGUGCAGUGCUCCCCGGAUUUAAAGUUCUUCCUCUGCUCCAUGUACGCGCCGGUGUGCACGGUGCUCGAGCAGGCGCUGCCCCCGUGCCGCUCUCUGUGCGAGCGCGCGCGGCAGGGCUGCGAGGCGCUCAUGAACAAGUUCGGCUUCCAGUGGCCCGACAGCCUCGCGUGCGAGUCCUUUCCGGUGCACGGCGCGGGGGAGCUUUGCGUCGGGCAAAACAUGUCGGACCGCGCCGAGCCGGACGGCCCGGCACACUUCCCCACCGAGCGCCCCCUGCCCGACCCCAUGAACGGCCCGUUCAGGUGCCCGCCCUCGCUCAGGAUGCCUCCCUACAUGAACUACCGCUUCCUCGGGCAGGAGAACUGCGGAGCUCCCUGCGAGCCGCAGAGAUCUCACGGGAUGAUGUACUUCAGCGAGGAGGAGCUCAAAUUCGCCAGGAUAUGGAUCGGCAUCUGGUCCGUGCUGUGUUGUGCUUCCACUUUGUUCACCGUGCUCACCUACCUGGUGGACAUGAAGCGCUUCAGCUACCCGGAGCGGCCCAUUGUCUUCCUGUCUGGCUGCUACACCAUGGUGUCCAUCGCCUACAUUGCUGGGUUUCUACUGGAGGACAAGGUGGUUUGCAAUGACAGGUUUGACAACGACAUAAGGACUGUGGUGCAGGGCACUAAGAAGGAGGGCUGCACCAUCCUCUUCAUGAUGCUCUACUUCUUCAGCAUGGCCAGCUCAAUCUGGUGGGUCAUUCUGGCUCUCACCUGGUUCCUAGCAGCAGGGAUGAAAUGGGGCCACGAGGCCAUUGAGGCUAACUCCCAGUACUUCCACCUGGCAGCCUGGGCCGUGCCCGCCAUCAAGACCAUCACCAUUCUGGCCGUGGGGCAGGUGGACGGAGACGUGUUAAGCGGGGUCUGCUUCGUGGGCAUCAACAGCGUGGACGCCCUGCGGGGCUUCGUCCUGGCGCCGCUGUUUGUCUACCUAUUCAUCGGAACCUCCUUCCUCCUGGCGGGGUUCGUGUCCCUGUUCCGCAUUCGCACCAUCAUGAAGCACGACGGCACCAAGACGGAGAAGCUGGAGAAGCUGAUGGUGCGGAUAGGGAUCUUCAGCGUGCUGUACACCGUGCCGGCCACCAUCGUGAUCGCCUGCUACUUCUACGAGCAGGCCUUCAGGGAGCAGUGGGAGAGGACGUGGAUCAGCCAGACGUGCAAGUCGUACGCCGUGCCGUGUCCCGCCCAGAGCCACCCCAACAUGAGCCCCGACUUCACCGUCUUCAUGAUAAAGUAUCUCAUGACGCUCAUCGUGGGCAUCACCUCCGGCUUCUGGAUCUGGUCUGGGAAGACCCUCAACUCCUGGAGGAGGUUUUACACGAGACUGGCCAACAGUAAACAGGGCGAGACCACAGUGUGAUGUGGUUUAAGCCCCGUCCCUCACACAGACUGCUUAGUGACAAACUGAAUGAUUAUCCUCUUGAUUUCUCUUGAUUUUUUUUUUUUCUCGGACUUGCAGGAGACACUUGGUAUGUUUUGUAAUGUACAUAUACAUUUGUGAGAUUUUUGUAAGUAUAUAUUUGUAUUUAAAGAUUUUAAAAAUGCUCUUUUUUAAAAACCCCACCUUUUUUCAUACCUUGGACGUAAUGGAAUUGUACUUAAUCAUCACAAAGAGCCAGCUGACCAUCAAGGAUCCAGAGGUCUCAUGACCUGACUUACUGUGGACACCACUGGGAGGAUUUCACAUGGAGCGGUUGCGUCUUUGAUCAGUGGACUGCCUGUGAGUGCUGGGUCUAUUCUAAGCAGAGUCCCGUGAAACCCAAGUGCUUCCUCGUGGCUCCCUCUUAUCCCGAUUAACCAGCUGUAGUCUGUGUCUGUUAUACAGUUGCUGGGGUCUGAAGGGAAGUGUCAGCAGUGCGGGACAAGAGACGGUGCGCAGGUUGUGAAUGUGAGUCAUUGUGACAGAUGGUUGUGGCCUGUAGCUCGGGCCCUCACAGUUAUAACAUUCCUUUCCAAAUAAAGCACACACAAUCAUGUCAGGUUAAAGGACCACACCAGUGUUUUUGCAUGUUUUAGUUUGGUGCAUUUUACAUUUUUAACCACUCUGUCAGAUUUUUUUUAGUUUUCCCUGCCGUCCUGGAAAGAAUUGUUCCUUUUAUUGAAUUUGUAAAUCAACUUACACACUCUUUCUGCGCAGUGACCGCCAUGCCUGCUUCGUUCUGUUAAAGUUAGGGUAUUGUGCAUAAUGCAGGUGCAAGUGCAGUUUGAUUCUCUGCAGUAUGACGCAUCAAUUUCCCAACCAAAACGAAAGCAGAUGAGAUGUUGGCUGACAAGUUUCAAGACUCUGUAAGUUGGUUUUCAUCUGCAGUGAAAUGAACUGAAAGCAGGGGUUGCCUGCUAGGAAGGAAAACACACUAGGAAAUCUUUUUAAAAACGUGUGGUAUUAGAAAAAAGAAAAGAAAAAAAAAACAGCUGUAAUGCAAGUCAAAUGUACUACAACCAGAGUCCUAAUCAUGCAAAAAAUACUACUACUGUGUUCCUUUUCAACAGCGAUUCAAAAUGGCAUCAAAAUGGGCUUAAAAUAAAAAAAUCUGCCUGUAGUGGCAAUUUGAGUUCAACUGCAAAGCUGGAAAACAUACAGUACUGUUUGUGUUAAAGCACAUUGGUAAAUUUAAAGCAUUUUUUGUACACAGUGCUGUGUAAAGUCAUUGGACACCCUUUGGGCCUAAACUUCCACCUUUUCUGUUACACCAGACUAAUCAGAUGUAUUUCACUGCCUUUAAUUCAACUAAAUGAGAAACCAUAAGAGUAGGUGCCCCCUUUUGUCAUCAAAGCAGAGCAAUUAGUCAAAUAAUCAUAAUUGGAUGUUUGAACGACAAUUAAGCAGAAACUUUACUGAUAAUGGAUAACUCAUUUCUGUAAUUUAUCUGGCAAAAAUACCCAACAUCUGCAGGUUCCAGCCUCUCAGAUUUUAUGUUUUGCUACUUUUCUGGAUUAUGAAUGAUAGGAAACUGAGUAUCUUUGGAUUUUUGAUUGUUGAUCAAAUACAACAAAAUUCAAUAUGUGACCUUUUUAUUGCCAAUUUUUUCGGACAUUUCAUAACGAAAAAACAAUUAAAGCUGCAGUAGGUAAUUUAUAUAGAAACAAUCUUUUGUCCUAUUUGCACACAAUCAGAGCCAAGAAAGAAAGUUGAUUCAUGGCCGUCAAACACAUACACUUUGGGACGCUGGGAAUGACUCUCAACUAUCAACUUUUGCUCUUCAAGCCUCCAACCUAAAGCAUCUUUAUAUCUCUCUCGCCUCUGAUUGGGUCUUUUUGUUCAGGCUCGAUAGAUUGUAGCAAAUGCCAUUAUAAGCACAGAGGGAGCCAGAGGAACCUGAGGUUUUGUAGAUUAUCUGUCUCAUGUACUACUGUCAGAAUGCAGUGAAAAUUUAAACAAUAAUGACAUUUUUAUCAUUUUUAUUUGUACAAGUUACCUACUGCAGCUUUAACUGAUUACUUGAACAGAUAAUCUGCAGAUUAACUGAUAACCGAAUUAAGUGUUACUUGCAAGCCUACAUCUAAGGUUCAUUGUGUCAGUGAGAAAUACGUCCUCAAAGCUUCGCGACUUUCACUGCUCAGAUCUUCUGUUUAGGUUGUAACUGCAGGUUUGGAGCGUUAUUCCGAACUGUGAUCAUUCUGACUCAUUCUGCCGGCAAAAGCGGAGAAGUAAUCUCAGUAGAAUUCCAAUACGUUUUUAGGGCUCCGUUUCAGAAAAUAAUGAGCAUGUUGUGCAGUGUGAGGCUUAUCGACAGCUUUGGGGUCAGAGUAGGUCAGGUUUCAAAAGAAAAACAGAUGAUCACGCUCCCCUUAGUUAAGCUGAGAGUACAUAGGAGUUAAGGUCAUGUUCUCAGAUAGUGAACAGUAAAUACACCUGCAUGUGUUUUUUGUUCUGGUUAUCUAUAAACUUUGAUGGCACAAGGGAUAGGUUUGCAUGCAUAUGUUGGAAAAUCGUACUUUAACCGUAUUUUAACUCCAUUAGAAUCAACAGAAUUUUUGGUAGAACACUGUUAAAAAGCUGAAAGACCCCCAGACACACAAGUAGUCUGUUUGGAAAAAUAAUGUGUGUCUGAUGUGUUUAAUUUCUACUCAAAAAUCCUUAAAUCUCCUCCUUCUACCUCAUUAUAAAUUCCAGAAUCUGUGAAUAAGCAAAUGUUGUUCAUUUCUAAAGUUUUCCUGCUGGACACAAGAUGUCUCCUCCUUCACUGUA